AUGAUCGAUGACCGGUUAAACUUCAACAGCCACGUCCAAUUUGCCUGUAAGAAGGCUUCGAAGGCCAUCAACGCGAUAGCUAGAAUCAUGCCGAACAACUGUGGUCCCAGCAGUAGCAAGAGGCGUCUUCUGGCCAGUGUGUCAUCGUCGAUACUGAGGUAUGAAGACACAGCCUGGGUUGCAGCGCUGGAAACGAAGCAGAACCAAAGGAAACUUAGCAGUACGUUCCGACUCAUGGCCAUGCGAAUCGUGAGUGCGUACAGAACCAUAUCGUCGGAAGCAGUAUGCGUUAUCGCCGGAAUGAUCCCUAUCAACAUCACCCUGGUGGAGGACAGCGAGUGCUACAGGCACAACAACAGGAAAGUUGUGAAAGCGGAGUCGUUGGCUAAGAGGCAACAGGAGUGGAACACGGCGGAGAACGAAAAAACGGAGAAGCCAACUUCCACCUAA
Messenger RNA from Ochlerotatus camptorhynchus, 450 nucleotides. RefSeq lists its product as uncharacterized. The transcript has 2 exons. The record is from RefSeq and is a predicted model, not a curated record. NCBI's taxonomy places the organism in Eukaryota, Metazoa, Arthropoda, Insecta, Diptera, Culicidae. Bases 1 to 450 code for a protein of 149 amino acids.